Messenger RNA from Fomitopsis serialis, 860 nucleotides. RefSeq names its product ATP synthase d subunit. The transcript is spliced from 6 exons. Gene Ontology annotation, molecular function: proton transmembrane transporter activity. Gene Ontology annotation, biological process: proton motive force-driven ATP synthesis. The record is from RefSeq and is a predicted model, not a curated record. The coding region runs from base 82 to 603 and encodes 173 amino acids. NCBI's taxonomy places the organism in Eukaryota, Fungi, Basidiomycota, Agaricomycetes, Polyporales, Fomitopsidaceae.
CGAUCCCCCAUUCAUUCUGUGAGGCUGCUUCGCUUUCCCGCUCCGUUUGCUAUCUGCUGAUCGAGCGUUGUGUAGCUUGCCAUGGCCUCAAAAGCAGCCGCUGCAGCGGUGGACUUCACCCGUGUCUACUCCUCUCUUGGUCUCUCCAAGGAGACCGUCGCGUCUCUCCAGGCCUUCCGCAAGCGGCACGCGGACGCCCAGCGCAUCCACGCGCAGGCUGCAGCGCAGCCCACGACGGUCGACCUCGCGCACUACCGCUCCAUCCUGAAGAACAAGGCGAUCGUCGACGAGACCGAGAAGCUCCUCAGCGAGUUCAAGCCCAUCACCUACGACGUGAGCACGCAGCUCAAGGCGAUUGAGGCAUUCGAGGCGAAGGCGGUCGCGAAGGCGAAGGAGACGACGGAGAAGAUCGAUGUUGAGUUGAAGGAUCUCCAGGCUACCCUUGCGAACAUCGAGGAUGCACGGCCUUUCGAGGACCUCACCGCGGAGGAGGUCGGCCAGGCGCACCCGCGCAUUGUCGAGGCUGUCGAAACCAUGCUGAAGAAGGGCAAGUGGUCCGUGCCGGGCUACAAGGAGAAGUUUGGCGACCUCUCGCUCAUGUAAUUUGUCGCUACGAUGCUUUACCAAUAGAAGUCGCAGCCGCAUAAUAGCGCACAUCAGAUUGGUUAUCCACCUCGUUAUGCUCCUGUGUCUGGUUCCAUCGUGGAUAACGGAUGUCGGCGUGGUUGCAGUAUCUGGUAGCGCGAAGCUACAGUCACUUCAUCGUGGACGAUCACGGCUCUGCCAGUCGCAUUUGUCCCUGUUCGGCAUUGCUGUGAGCGAUACUGGCUACACGGGACAGCGAACAGCAAAGGCGUCUG